Messenger RNA from Trypanosoma grayi, 366 nucleotides. RefSeq lists its product as hypothetical. The transcript has a single exon. Lineage: Eukaryota; Euglenozoa; Kinetoplastea; Trypanosomatida; Trypanosomatidae. The record is from RefSeq and is a predicted model, not a curated record. Bases 1 to 366 code for a protein of 121 amino acids.
AUGUUAUGUGACGGCAGGGAUAGCAUCAACACCAUGUGCACAUCCACAAAGUCCAAGCCACGAGCGGCUAGAUCAGUGCACAGAAUUACUGACGCGGUUUUACUGUUAAAGUCCCCCAUCGCGGUGAUUCUGUCCAGCUCAUCUUUAGUCGGGCUUAGGGAGCGGAAGGACACCUGCGUCUGCUUGGAGAGGACAGUCUCGAGCUCCUCAAUCUGUCGCCGGGUGCCGAAAACCACAGUGCGGCCGAAGCCCUCCGUGGCAAGGAGCCGCAUCGCCGUCUCCACUCGAGAAUCGUACGGGCAGUGCAUCGCGAAACACUCAAGCUGUUCCGGUAGCUUAGCUGUGCCAACCGUCACAAGCUGGUAG